Messenger RNA from Phialemonium atrogriseum, 1262 nucleotides. RefSeq lists its product as uncharacterized. The record is from RefSeq and is a predicted model, not a curated record. Bases 317 to 1168 code for a protein of 283 amino acids. Lineage: Eukaryota; Fungi; Ascomycota; Sordariomycetes; Cephalothecales; Cephalothecaceae. The transcript has 2 exons.
UCGCCACGAAAUCAGCACCCACGUCUUCGGUCCAGAACUAUAACCCACGCGAAUCUGGAAAGGAAUCAUUGCUCACCGUCGAAACCACCUCUGAACAGGCCAGCAGCGUACCGGGCUAUCCCGCACUUCCGGGCGGUCGACCGAGCAGCUGUACUGCAUCAGCCCCAGCAGCUCGCAACCCUUCAGGUCGACAUUGCGCCCAUCGGCUGUCUUCCUCUUCCGGCCAUUGACGUCGGCUUGCACCUUUUGCGGCAGCUGCGGCGCCGGGAAGCUGUGGCAGGGUGGCGUCAUUUUGGGGAAAAGAGGCAAUCUGCUGAUGGAGGCCGCGGCUGCAUCUCGCGUCGGCGCGGGGUUGCUCGGCGAGAUUGAGGAGACGAGUCUGGAUGAGAUUCUCGCAUCUCUACGAACGAGCCUCACGACUACGACAACUACCGUCAUUGGAGGGAAUAUCCCAAAUGCAAAUCCCAUCCCCAACACCCCCAGGCCCAAGGAAUUCCCCUUCGCGCCCCUCAAUGACCUCGUCCACCGCCAUAUCCGGGCCACCCAGUCCGCCCCGCUGGCCGUCUCGGGCAGACACCUGCCGCUCCUCUACGCCCUGGUCGCCACCCUGAUCGCCCCGCCGCACAACAAGGCCGUCUCGGUAGUCGACAUGGACGGCCGCUUCGACGUGACCCGCAUCCCGGAAUGCGCGCCCUUUCCCUUUCCCUUUCCCUCUCCCGCCGCCCCGCUCCCCUCCACCGUCCGCAUCAGGCCAUCCGACCUCGACCACGUCCACGUCAGCCUGCCCGCCCGCGGCGGCCGCUCCCACGUCGCCGACGCCGUCGCGGCCGCGGAGAAGUUCAUGCUGUACGGUCGGCACGGCAGCCGGUCGCGCGAGUGGUGGGGCACGCUGGUCGUCGGCGGCGGGACCGAGCCCGUCGGUGGCGGUGGCGAUGUGGCCGUCACGGCCGGCUGGAGGGGCUGGCUGCGGGUCGACCGGGCGGAGGUUGGUGGGUUCGGCGGCGGCGGCGGCGUCGAGGAGGCGCUGGCUGGGAGGGACGGGCGCGCCGCUGCUGUGGAUGCGGCCGGGUGGGUGGCGGGCUCGGUGUGGGGUGGGUUUGCGUUUGGGGGGGAGGCGGAUGGGGAGGUGGUGGUGGACCGCGCGGAGGACCCCAGAGAUACCCGCUGAAGAAGGAACCCCAUGUUCGCCUCCCCUGAAUUUUCCUCGCGAAACUAUGCUAGAGAGUCUUGUCCACUUCGGCGAGGACCGUACACACGGUGUU